AUGUCUGCUGAAAUCGAUGAUCUUGUCUUUCCUGAUUUGUCGGCAGACAUUCGGACUACAUACAGUCCUGGCCGUGAAGAAUUUGACAUCUUACAAGCGUACAACUCUUUGAUUAAGGCUGGCGGUAGACCGAUAUGUCCGCUUGGUGAGACAGCAUCCAUAUCCAAACAUCCCAGAAAGCACCUCGAGCUCCUGGGCCCAUGGGUCAAGGCCCCCUUGGUCGACUUGGCGAUAGAUUGGAAAGGCAUCUUUGAGAAACAACUUUCCAAUUGGCAACGCUUUAGGGCCUGGCAACAAUCCAACAGGGAAUUGGAGGCUUUUCCGGAUGCAGAUGCACCAGAGGCAUUGCUGAAAGACACCAGCGAGGGGGAAAAUCGCCCCCCAUCCGGCAGUGGCUACGGCUCGAGGUCUACAAAGUUUCAAGCACAUUUAGCCAUGGCCAGAAGACGGCUCAGUCACUGCGGAUUUACUAAAGCUUUCACAUUCGACAUGGACUUGAGAAGACAAGACGAGUGGACAACUUGGAUCGAGUAUUUGAGUUUCGAGUGCUAUUGUUGCGAUGCCCAUUCUCAUACUUUGCACUUGAAACCUACUUCAGUCAAUGAUCUAGAGUCUAUAAUUAUCCUAGAUCAUGUCGCCUCUCUGGUUGAAAAGGAGCAGACGAGCAGGCACUCUGGGAUUGACGGUUAUUCUGGUGAUGGCACGUCGACCUCUCAUCAUGUUAGCAACUGUGAAAGCCCGAUGAAUUCACCAAAAGAGGCUCAGUACGACGCACAUGCACCUAGGAAGGACGCGUAUGGCGCAGAUGAAGGUGUAGUUUCGAAAGUGAAUGGUAUCAUACCUUUGUUAGGCGGGUUAAUUUCCUCGGGUGCUGCUGCAACAUACGAUGGAACGGGGACGGCCACUGGAGAACGCAAUAACACAAAUCAUCACAACCUCAUCCUACGAUGGGCUCUACUUCAAGAGCCCGAAAUUGCUGCCAAGUCUGCUACGAGUCAAGGACGCCCCAGUGCUGCUGGAAACCCCUGGCCAACUACUCACACUCCGCGACGAAAGCGACAUUGGGACGGUUCUCUUUGUAGAACGAGGCCUGUCGUUUUCCGAAAUGACGGCUUGGGACGAACCAACGAUGGUGGCGAGCUGGCGCGUAAACGGUUCAGACAUAGUAUAUGA
Molecule: messenger RNA, 1173 nt
Organism: Metarhizium acridum CQMa 102
Lineage: Eukaryota; Fungi; Ascomycota; Sordariomycetes; Hypocreales; Clavicipitaceae
Source: RefSeq, a predicted model, not a curated record